CUCUAUAAACUCCUAAGGGGAACGAGUCUAUGGUCUCCGUCGCGCAGGACGUGACGUCAUCAGGCCGCGCCGCUCCUCCUGCGUGGAUUCCUAGAUACAUGCGGAGGAAGCCGGUCGAGGUCAAGGCUUGCUGGAGAGAAUGAGAUGCACCAAAUGAGAAAGGGACAAGCCUGAGGCCAGCUCUAGAGAGGACAUAGCAAAUAUCUUGGGCAAUGAGUUGACAUCAAUCCAUUCUGCCAGCAUUUGUUCAGCUGCAUCACCCUUCGACACAGAAUGGCCACCAAACUGAUACAUCGCUGGUAUCGGCUGUACAGGGUCUCGUCUUCCUUGUGUGUCCAAACCAAUUCUGUGUUUGCAAGAAGCCAGUUGGUGAGAAUGUCAUCCCAGCCCCCAUUUGCCUUAGCGACCCCUUGUAGCCACUCAGCACAGACGGAUAAACUCUCAGUCCAGGAGCAGCCGUACAGGACGCCCUCUGAGCACAGCCAGGUGGACCACUUCAUAGACAAGACAUCCACUGCUGAGGAACUCUUGCAUUUAGUGGACCUUUACCCUGUAAACGCAAACCAGGCUGCGCGGAUCAUCACUCGUCUGUCCCGUAUAGUUGCAGAGAAAAAACUGGACCCUGGGGGUUUCCUGGAGGAUGCCCGCUUUGAACAGCUGCUUCAGACCGUUAAUGCAGAAGUGUCUCAGGUGUGGAAUGCCGCCUUGACCAAUCUCCUGAAGAGCCUUUAUCUGCUGGGGCUGAAGCGGAAUCGGCGAGAACUGCUUUCGGUGGAGCAGGAGGUACGCUGGCGUCUGAGGCGCCUGACCUUCCGGCACUUGGCCUCCCUGGCUGAGCAAGUGGUUGCCAGCACCCCGAGGGGAGAGCAGAGUGAGCUACUGAGUGACCUGGUGAAGCAGCUGGAGCUGCGUUGGACGGAGAUCGAGGACACCAGGACUGUGGUGGCACUGAUGGCCAAAAUUGGGGCCCUUUCUCCCAUUCUUAUGGAGCGUCUGGAGGAUAAGGGCCUGGAGAUGGCUGAGCAGUUCAGCCCAGAGGAUACACGGAAAAUCGCCAUGGCCUUGGCGCAUCAGAACCGCCGUUCCAUCCCUCUGCUGAGGGCCAUGUCUUACCAUUUGGUCCAGAAGCACUUUGUCCUGAGCCCUGGAGUUCUCCUGGACUUGGCUUUUGCCUAUGGGAAGCUGAAUUUCCACCAGACGCAGGUGUUCCAGAAGAUCGCAUCUGACCUCCAGCCCCGCAUGCCUGAAUUGGCACCAGCGGAUGUGGUGCGCUGUGUCAAGUCCUUUGCUUACCUCAAGUGGCUCAACCUGCCCCUCUUUGAGGCUGUGGCCCAGUAUGUCAUUGACAAUGCUGACAAAGUCAGCCCUGUCCACCUGAGCAACAUCAUCCUUGCUUUUGCACGCUUGAACUUUCAUCCCAGCAACAGGGAGGCCUUCUAUACUGUGGUCCACAAGGGGCUGGACAGCUGCCUGGAUGACUUAGAUCCCUACCUUCUCCUGGACCUGGUGUGGUCACUCUGUGUGCUGCAGCAAGCGAAGGAUGCCCAUCUGGAAAAAGUGCUGGUGCCAGCGUUUCACUCUCACUUCUUAGGCAACCAGUCCCCAAAAGGCCAGAACUACCAGCUCAAACUGCUCCACGUCAAUGCCACGGCCCAGCUGGAGCAUGCCGACUACAAAGGGCCCUUCUUGCCCCCAGAGGCCCAGCGUGUCAAGGAGCUGCAGGGGGACCGGAAGGCCACUCCCUUGCAGAGCAGCCUCAGAGAAGUGCUGAAAGAAGUGGCUGGAGAGGAGGGGAAAGUGCGCUUUGAGGUGGACACCGCCUGGGGAUGGCAGCUGGGUGCUGAGAUGGUGCUUAACUGUGACAACCAGCCUUUGCCUGUGGCAGAUUUUGUUUCUCCUCCUCCACUGCCCCAGUCUGGGGGGCCAAAGCCUCUCCUUUCAGAAGUCAGAAGGCUCGCCUUCCUUACCUGGGAGUUCCCAAACUUCAGCAACCGGAGCAAAGACCUGCUGGGGAGGUUCGCCAUGACCCGGCGGCACAUCCGAGCUGGUGGUUUCUUGGUUGUUGAUGUUCCCUAUUAUGAAUGGUUUGACUUGAAGUCGGAGUGGCAGAAGGCGUCCUAUCUCAGGGACAAGAUGAACAAAGCAGUAGCCGAAGAGAUGGCAAAAUAGGGACGCACACAGACACACACAGCCCUGAGCAACUGGAGGAGAAGGGAUUCUGCCCAACUUCCCUGCCUUCUGCAUUCAUUCUGGGGAGCAUCUCUGAGCAUGCAAGGCAUCUUUCUUGCUGUGUAUAUAAAUGUGUAUUUCAAUAAAUGUACAGUCCACCUUG
Messenger RNA from Sceloporus undulatus (fence lizard), 2332 nucleotides. It is a transcript of the gene FASTKD4, whose product is annotated as transforming growth factor beta regulator 4. Bases 274 to 2169 code for a protein of 631 amino acids. Gene Ontology annotation, cellular component: ribonucleoprotein granule; mitochondrial matrix. Gene Ontology annotation, biological process: mitochondrial RNA processing; regulation of mitochondrial mRNA stability. The record is from RefSeq and is a predicted model, not a curated record. The transcript is spliced from 12 exons. Gene Ontology annotation, molecular function: RNA binding. NCBI's taxonomy places the organism in Eukaryota, Metazoa, Chordata, Lepidosauria, Squamata, Phrynosomatidae.